GCAGUUUAAGAUUAAGCAGAAAAUAGAUUGAAAUGUGAAGGUAUGGUUAUUUUUAGCAAAAAAGUGUGUUGAAUGCAUGAAGCAUAGAAAUGAAAAGAAAAAGACAACUUGAUUGAGUUGCAAGAAUUAAUGGCUGUUUAAUCCCCAAGUCCUUGUUUCUCGUAUAGUUGUUGUAAUGGAGAAGGUUGAAUCAGCCACAUCUAUCUCAUGUUGUCCUCUGUCAAAUAACUAACAUAAGAAAAAUAAGAAAAGAAAGAAUCACCAUUCAACCUCUGUCACCAUCAAAUCUCCUUAAACCUCUCUGUUUUAAGAGAAAUGUUCGCCUCAUCUUCCACUUCUCUCCCGUUGAAUAUCUAAGAGAAGGAAAGAGGAAAGAGGGAAAAAAAAAAAAAGGAAAAGAAAAAGAAGAAACAGAGGAAGAAGUGAAAUUCGGAUCGUUCCAGUCCUCCCAUAUGGGGCACAGCCACAACGUCCGCCGUGAGUCCUUGUCAGGUCACUUAUCCGUGGCCCGACCGGACUACCACGUCGACGUUUUCGAGAACGAUCUAGUAUGGCCCUUCAACAAGCUCGACGGAAUUGACCGUGAUAACGUCCGUGAGACCGCCUACGAGAUCUUCUUCACGGCUUGCCGCUCCUCGCCGGGCUUUGGAGGUCGGAACGCUCUCGCAUUUUACUCCUCUUCUAAUAAUGAUAAUGCCGAUGGCGCCUCGGGCCCGAAGCCUAAUGGGGUUGUGAUGACACCUACUAGUCGGAUCAAACGAGCACUUGGGUUGAAGAUGUUGAAGCGAUCGCCAUCUAGGAGAAUGUCGUCCGGCGGAAAUAGCGGUUCCAAUCCAUCUUCCCCUAGCUCUCAUAGUUCCAGCGGGUCGAGCCCUGCUUUGUCGUAUACUCUGCCGUCACCAAGACCGCGCCGGCCAAUGACAUCGGCUGAGAUUAUGAGGCAGCAGAUGAAGGUUACAGAGCAGAGUGAUAAUAGGCUUAGGAAGACUCUCAUGAGGACUCUUGUUGGCCAAAUGGGAAGACGAGCGGAGACCAUAAUUCUUCCAUUGGAGCUUUUAAGACAUCUAAAGCCAUCCGAAUUCACCGACGCAAAUGAAUAUCAUUUAUGGCAGAAACGACAGUUAAAGAUUCUUGAGGCAGGGCUUCUUCUUCACCCUUCCAUUGCACUUGAUAAAUCAAACACAUUUGCAAUGCGUCUUAGGGAGAUCAUUCGUGGGUGUGAAUCGAAGCCGAUUGACACAGGGAAGAACUCUGACACUAUGAGAACGCUUUGCAAUUCUGUUGUGUCAUUGUCUUGGCGCAGUGCUAACGGAAUUCCAACCGAUGUGUGCCAUUGGGCGGAUGGUUUCCCUCUCAACAUUCACAUCUACGUUGCUCUUCUUCAAUCCAUCUUCGACGUCAGAGACGAGACACUAGUACUUGACGAGGUAGACGAACUUCUCGAGCUAAUGAAGAAGACAUGGUCAACGUUGGGAAUCACUAGGCCGGUUCACAAUAUAUGUUUCACAUGGGCAUUGUUCCAACAGUAUGUUGUGACAGCACAGCUUGAGCCAGACCUUCUAUGUGCUGCUCAUGCUAUGUUGGCAGAGGUGGCCAACGAUGCCAAGAAGCCAGAUCGUGAAGCGGUAUAUGUUAAGCUUUUGUCGUCAGUGUUGUCAUCGAUGCAGGGUUGGGCAGAGAAAAGGUUACUUCAUUACCAUGACUAUUUCCAGAGGGGGACAGUUGGUCAGGUAGAAAACCUUCUUCCCUUAGCCUUAUCUGCAUCAAAGAUUCUAGGUGAAGAUGUUACCAUCACAGAAGGGGCAGGGAAAAACGAGGGAGAUGUAUUGGUGGUGGAUUCUUCUGGUGAUCGUGUGGAUUACUACAUCCGAUGUUCAGUAAGGAAUGCGUUUGCCAAGGUACUUGAGAAUGGGAACCUCAAGGAAGUAAAAGGUGAGGUGAGCGAAGCUUUGCUUCAGUUGGCAAAAGAAACAGAGGAUUUGGCAUUAAAAGAAAGGGAAAGCUUCAGUCCUAUACUAAAGAAAUGGCAUCCAACAGCAGUAGGAGUUGCGGCAGUUACAUUGCAUAAUUGCUAUGGUACUAUGUUGAAGCAAUAUCUAGGUGGUGUUUCUACGUUAACGAGCGAGACAAUAGGUGUUUUGCAUAGGGCCGGAAAAUUAGAGAAGGUGCUAGUUCAAAUGGUGGUCGAGGAUUCCGCUGAUUGUGACGACGGUGGCAAGGCUAUUGUCAGAGAGAUGGUUCCUUUUGAAGUUGAUUCCAUUAUAAUGAACCUCUUAAAAAAAUGGGUUGAUGAGAGGUUAAAGAGACAAAGAGAGUGUCUUAGCAGAGCAAAAGAAUCAGAAACUUGGAAUCCAAGGUCCAAAACGGAACCAUACGCGCAGUCGGCUGUGGAGUUGAUGAAGCAAGCUAAGGAAACUGUGGAGGAGUUCUUUGAAAUCCCUAUUGGAGUUACGGAAGAUUUGGUUCAAGACCUAGCUGCUGGUUUAGAGCAUAUCUUCCAAGACUAUAUCACAUUUGUGGCAUCAUGCGGUUCAAAACAGAGUUACCUCCCACAGCUUCCUCCUCUAACCCGGUGUAAUCGAGAUUCGAAGUUUGUCAAGUUGUGGAAGCGAGCCACUCCUUGUAGUGUUGUUGGAGAAGAUAUGAAUCAUAUUGGUCCUCAUGAACCUCAUCAUCCACGACCAUCGACUAGCCGUGGAACCCAACGCCUAUACAUUCGCCUAAACACAUUGCAUUAUAUAUUUUCUCACCUACAUUCACUUGACAAAGUUCUUUCCCUUUCUCCUAGAGUCACUCCUCCAACCAGCAACCGUUUUAGCAGUUCUAGAUCUUAUAGCAACUCAUCUUCUUACUUUGAACUAGCCAACUCUGGCAUUGAAUCAGCUUGUCAACAUGUAUCAGAAGUAGCUGCUUAUCGUCUGAUAUUCCUUGAUUCAGCGUCAGUCUUUUAUGAUUGCUUGUACGUGUGUGAUGUAGCGAAUGCACGGAUUCGACCAGCAUUACGAGUGUUAAAACAGAACCUUACCUUAUUAUGUGCAAUUGUAACUGAUAGAGCUCAGGCCUUAGCAAUGAAAGAAGUAAUGAGAUCCGCUUUCGAAGCAUUUUUAAUGGUUCUUCUAGCCGGAGGAUCAUCUAGGGUGUUUUAUCGUUCCGACCACGAGAUGAUUGAGGAGGAUUUUGAAAGCUUGAAAAAGGUAUUUUGUGCAUGUGGAGAGGGAUUGAUAGCAGAGAAUGUCGUCGAGCGUGAAGCAGAGCCAGUUGAAGGAGUGAUAGCAUUAAUGAGCCAAAUUACUGAACAACUAGUGGAAGAUUUCAGCAUUGUAACUUGUGAAACAAGUGGAAUUGGAGUUAUGGGUUCCGGACAAAAGCUACCUAUGCCUCCAACAACAGGACGAUGGAAUAGAGCCGAUCCAAACACCAUCUUACGAGUUUUGUGCCAUCGGAAUGAUCGACCCGCUAAUCAAUUCUUAAAGAGAACAUUCCAAUUAGCAAAAAGAAAAUGAAGCAAAUCUUCUCUUGUAUAAAGCAGAGAGAAAACAGAGGGAGAGACAGAGAGAGACAGAGUAUGAGUGUGUUUUGUGUAUAUACCAACUUUGAAUGAAGUUUGGGAGAAAUUGAGGGAGGCACAUUGCAUACAUUUUACA
Messenger RNA from Cucumis sativus (cucumber), 3644 nucleotides. Its product is annotated as protein unc-13 homolog. Bases 453 to 3503 code for a protein of 1016 amino acids. The record is from RefSeq and is a predicted model, not a curated record. The transcript has 5 exons. NCBI's taxonomy places the organism in Eukaryota, Viridiplantae, Streptophyta, Magnoliopsida, Cucurbitales, Cucurbitaceae.